Dreissena polymorpha is the source of this 1802-nucleotide messenger RNA. Its product is annotated as 2-oxo-4-hydroxy-4-carboxy-5-ureidoimidazoline decarboxylase-like. The coding region runs from base 266 to 799 and encodes 177 amino acids. The transcript is spliced from 3 exons. NCBI's taxonomy places the organism in Eukaryota, Metazoa, Mollusca, Bivalvia, Myida, Dreissenidae. Gene Ontology annotation, molecular function: carboxy-lyase activity. The record is from RefSeq and is a predicted model, not a curated record. Gene Ontology annotation, biological process: allantoin metabolic process.
GAUGUUUACACUUGAAGUUCGCCGAGCUGUAACCUGUCCGUUACAUGCUGUGUUGUAAAACGAUAAUGCAGUUUGCGAAUACACCGAUGUGUAUUGUGUUGAAUGUGUCGACAAUUUAUAUCUGCACGUGUUAAGUAGACAGCAGAAACAGUUAAAAAGGAGAAUUCAGUGAAUAUUUCCGGCAUAACUCUUAUCGGGAAACUAUUCAUUCUCUUGUGUUCGAGCGUCGAUGUCCAAUUAAUAAAGACGCUUAGCUCACACCGACAUGUCACAGAAACUCAGCAUACCGGAAGUGAACGCUCUUGGCUACGAGGAGUUCAUUGAUCGGUUCGGGGGUGCAGUAGAGCAUGGUCGCCUCGUUGCUGCUGCCGCGUGGAGCGCCCGUCCAUUCCUGUCGGCGUCUGACCUGCACUUCCGUUUCUGCGAGUUCUUGGACCAGCUUUCACAAGCGGGUAAAGAAGCGGUGCUCCGAAUGUAUCCGGACCUGGCCGGAAAAUUGGCUAACUCUGGUGGACUUACGGAAGAAUCCGUCCGUGAGCAUAAAGCAGCCGGACUCGAUUCGUUGUCUGCCGAUGAGCACCGUACGUUAUCAGAACUUAACGAAGCGUACAAAACAAAGUUCGGAUUUCCGUUUGUGAUCUGCGCGCGAGAGAAUAAAAAAGACGCCAUUAUUCAAGGUUUGAAACGUAGGAUGGAAAACGACGUGAGGACAGAAGCUGUGACGGGUGUGAAUGAAGUCAAGAAAAUAUGUCACUUAAGACUGCAAGAUUUGGCGGAGGAUUCCACGUCCAAAAUGUAAAAACCAUAAUCACAUCGAAAUGUGUAUACAUUUAUUGAUACGCGUCUUAAAUUUGAUUCUAUAUGAUAUUUUGAUCGAGCAUUAAAUGCCCAUAUUAAAGAAAAUUCCGUGCUUUUCAUUUUGUUCUUAGUAAUUAAAUUGGUUUUAUAUAAUUUAUACAUAAACGAAUUUUUAAAUUGAUAUAUUUAUUCCAACACGCAAAUAAAUAACGUUAAUUAUUGAAGUCGUAAAUGACGACUGAAAGUGUGUACCUAAAAUGUGUUUUAUGUGCUAUUAUCGCGCUGUUUGUUCUGGAGAGUACUUAGAAGCACAGGUACAUGUUUAAUACAGGUUAACAUCAUUUUGAAAACAAAAUUUAAUUACUAAUCGAACAAAUGUCUUUUUCUCGUGCGAUUUCAAUAACUUAGAGUAUAUACAUUCACUUCAUUGAAACUUGUCGUCUUUUCAUUUGCAUACGACUACAACACCAAAUACAACAACACCAUGUUUCAGCUAUUAAGUAAAAUACAAUCCGUUGUGCCACAAGAUAUAUUUACGCAUCACUAAAAUAUACAUAUCUUAGUAGUAUUAGAAGUUACCAUAGCAUUAAAAAGUUCAAUAUAUAUUUAACUCGAAUAUGUUAGUGAUUAUCUAUCAUGUCAUGUGGUUCACCGGCGUUGUAAAUAUAUUUUACUACGGAUUUUUGUUUGAAGUUUGCAUGCAUAAGUUUGCAUUUAUAACCUAAUACGCUUAUGUAAUGUUGGUACAUUUUUCUUCUUAAGUACAAUCGCCUAAUCCUCUAUACAAAGGGCCUUAAAGUAAAAAUGGUGUUCGGUUUUUUUUAAAUGGAGAUUUCAGGAGGAAUGUUGUUUAAGCGUCCUCUUUCUGUUUCUUAUUUAUGUGAUGAAAACUUGUGAGAUAAAUUAUACAGGUUAGUAUACUGUAUGUGUUGUUUUUAUAAUCAGCGGAAAAUAAGAACUAGUCAUUGUAUAAAUGUAUUCCAGAUAAUAAACAAUAAACAUGG